This is a messenger RNA of Caenorhabditis angaria, 9010 nucleotides long. NCBI's taxonomy places the organism in Eukaryota, Metazoa, Nematoda, Chromadorea, Rhabditida, Rhabditidae. The record is from the annotation of a GenBank genome assembly.
AUGCUAGGAAGUGUUGCUGAUGUUUUGACUGAUGCUGGACAUAAUGUGGUAAGAGCGCCGCUUAUUUAUUGGCAAUUUUAAGUGGGAGAAAAAUGUGGCCGAAUGGUCUAGUGGUAUGAUUCUCGCUUUGGGUGCGAGAGGUCCCGGGUUCAAUCCCCGGUUCGGCCCAUCCCUUUUAUUUUUUUUUUUUAGACAAUUUUGAUGCCGAUCAUUGAAGAGCAUGAGAGAGGGAAAUAUGGCGUCAAAACUACGAAUCAAUUUAUUUUCAUCGAACCUGCGGAUAGUGUAAAGGAAUUGAUUCCAGUGAUGAAAGAAAUCAAGAAGAAAAUGUGGGAAGAUGAUGCGAAAAAUCCAUUUGUUUUGGUGUCAAGAAUCAAGGCAAUGUCGCAACUUCUAGGAUCACAGUGUGAAAGUAUGUGAAUUUUUUAUCAUGCAUGCUAUUUUGUUCCAAAAAAAAACAAAAUUUUGUAGAAGUUCUAUCAUCUCCGGAGCUUCUGGAACAGAUCAAAGCUGAAAAUUACGAUCUAGCCAUCACUGAACCAUUCGAUCUUUGUGCUUAUGCUUUAUUUGAAGCUGUAAAUAUUCGAGCACAUGUUGCGGUGCUCUCCGCAAGUCGAUUUGAUCAUGUUAGUGCAGCUUUAGGUCAGCCAAGAGCUACAAGUUAUGUGCCAAGUUUGCAAGCGACUUCGGGAGAAGUUAUGACAAUUGGGGAGAGGUUUAUGAAUACAGUUCAGAGUUUUUUAGGUUUGUGAAGAUUUUGCUCUAUAUUUUCACCGGGUAUUUUUCAUUCAGGCGAAUAUUUCUUCGCUCAUGUUGGAGAUCAGAUCUAUGAAAGAGUCAGGGACAUCGCGAAAAUCAAUCGAUCUUGGCGGGAAGUUUUACCAGAAGCCUCUUUUGUUUUCACAAAUCAGAUUCCGAUUUUGGACUUCCCAGCUCCAACUUUUGAUAAAAUUAUUCCAAUUGGUGGAAUUUCUGUGAACAUGGAAAAAUCGGAAAUUCCAGAAAAAUGGGAUAAGAUUUUGAAUAUUCGCAAGAAAAAUGUUUUUAUUUCUUUUGGAUCAAAUGCAAAGAGUAUUUAUAUGCCUGAAGAAUACAAGUGAGUUAUUGAAAGUCUAAAAUUUCAGAAAAAUCUUUAAUUUCAGAAAAUCUUUGCUAAAAGUUUUCGCUUCAAUGCCAGAUGUGACUUUUAUUUGGAAAUAUGAAGAUGAAAAUGAUAAAUUGGCUGAUCAUUUGAAGAAUGUUUAUUUAGGAUCAUGGCUUCCACAAAAUGAACUUCUAGGUAACCUAAUUCAGAAUCUUGAAAUGUAUUUUCAGAAUCAAUAUUUUCAGCUGAUCCAAGAUUGAAUGUUUUUGUAACACACGGAGGUUUGGCAAGCACUUGGGAAUUAUCACUUUUGGGAAAACCUUGUGUUAUGAUUCCACUUUUCGCGGAUCAAACUAGAAACGCUGGAAUGUUGAAGAGACAUGGAGGAGCGGAAAUUCUAGCUAAAAAUGACCUCCAGAAUCCAGAUCUCCUUCAAAAAACAAUCAAAAAAGUGUUGAAUAAUCCAAAUUAUAAAAAGAAUGCUGAAAAUUUGGCUGAAAAAUUGAAUAAUCUUCCAACAAAUCCACGUGAAGUUCUAGUAAAACAUGUUGAAUUUGCAGCGAAAUUUGGAAAAUUGCCAAGUUUAGAUAAUUAUGGAAGACAUUUAUCAAUUAUUCAAUAUUAUCUUAUUGAUAUUUUUGCUAUUAUUUUUGGGAUUUUAUUCAUUGUUUUGUAUAUUUUUUAUAGAAUUUUUAGAUUUGUUUUGAGCAAAUUUUCCUGUAAAAAUUCUAGUUCCAAAGCAAAAAAUGACUAGGAAAAUGUGUUGAAUAAAUAUUUUUUCGAAAGACCAAACCAUAUAAAUUGUAGUGACCAAGUGUAGUUUUCUUAUCAGAACUAACCAAAGUUCGCUCCUCCCCUUUCCCAAAAGAUAAAAUGUGCAAAAAUUAUCAAUCACAAUCACAAUCAGUGUCAGUUCGCAAUGCGAUUUCUAUAUUUUUGUGCAUUUUUAUUGCUACAAGUAUGUAAUAGUUAUAAAAUUCUAGUCUAUUCGAAUUUAUUCGGUCACAGUCAUGUGAAAAUGUUGGGAAGUGUUGCUGAUGUUUUGACUGAUGCUGGACAUAAUGUGGUAAGAGAGUGCAGAGAAGCUAGAGACGUAGAGAAGCUAGACGGUUAGAAACCAAUCGAGAAGGUUAGAGACGUAGUGGGAGAAAUAGUGAGAGAGUAUAGGGAUUAGGGAGAGUGCAGAGAAGGUAGACCAAGCCUGAAAGGCUAUCUCGAGCGCCUUUAGCGCGAGUGUAGACCGCAAGCUUCCGCGAAGCGGCCACGUCUAAGCCUGAAAGUAGACCGCAAGCUUCCGCGAAGCGGCACUGUCUUCCGCGCAGCGGCCACGUCUAAGCCUGAAAGCCUAUCUCGAGCGCCUUUGGCGCGAGUGUAGACUGCAAGCUUCCGCGAAGCGGCCACGUCUAAGCCUGAAAUUGAACCGCAAGCUUCCGCGAGACUUCAAUAAUGUCCACAUUGAAUUUUUCCCCCAAUUCCAGACAAUUUUGAUGCCAAUUAUUGAUACUGGAGAACGUGGAAAGCACGGCACAAAAUCAACCAAGCAAUUCAUUUUUGUUGAGCCAGAUGAGAGUAUUUCAGAUUUUGCGGAGCAAUUUAAAGAUUUCCAGAAGAAUAUGUGGAAAGAAGAUAGCACAAAUCCAUUGACAAUAAUUUCCAGAGCUGGGCAAAUGGCGAAUACUUUAGGUGGACAAUGUAAAAGUGAGUUUUUAUUAAAAAAAAAAAAAAAAAAAAAAAAAUUUCAGAAGUUCUAUCAUCCACCGAGCUUCUCGAACAAAUCAAAGCUGAAAAUUAUGACUUGGCAGUUGCUGAGCCAUUUGACAUGUGUGCUUAUGCAUUUUUCGAGGCUGUGAAUAUUCGAGCACAUGUUGCUGUGUUAGCUGCAAGUCGAUAUGAGCAUGCAAGUUCAGCAUUGGGUCAACCUAUGGCUUCGAGUUAUGUUCCUGGAGUAAUGUCAGGAUUUAGUGAAAAAAUGACAAUGAAGGAAAGACUUCUUAACACACUUCAAGCUUUUGGAGGUAUUUUUCAUUUGUUUUUUGAAUUUAUUGAGUUCUGUUCCUUAUAGGAUCGUAUUUCUUCUCAUAUAUCGCUGAAUAUGAGUUUGAAAAUGCUCGAAAAAUCGCAAAUGUUACUCGAUCUUGGCGGGAAGUUUUGCCAGAAGCCUCAUAUGUUUUCACAAAUCAGAUUCCAAUUUUGGACUUUCCCGCACCAACUUUUGACAAAAUUAUUCCAAUUGGUGGAAUUUCUGUGAACACAAAACGAGGGGAAAUGAAGCUGCCGGAAAAAUGGGAUAAGAUUUUGAAUAUUCGGAAGAAAAAUGUUUUUAUUUCUUUUGGAUCAAAUGCAAGAAGUAUGCAUAUGCCAGAGGAAUACAAGUAAUUUAGAAAAUCUAAUUUAACUCCAGAAAAAUCUUUAAUUUCAGAAAAUCUUUGCUUCAAGUAUUCGCUUCAAUGCCAGAUGUGACUUUUAUUUGGAAAUAUGAAGAUGAAAAUGAUAAAUUGGCUGAUGAUUUGAAAAAUGUUUAUCUAGGAUCAUGGCUUCCACAAAAUGAACUUCUAGGUAACCUAAUUUAGAUUCUGGAAAAAUUUCAGAUAUAUUUUUCCAGCUGAUCCGCGUUUGAAUGUUUUUGUAACACAUGGAGGUUUGGCAAGCACUUGGGAAUUAUCACUUUUGGGAAAACCUUGUGUGAUGAUUCCACUUUUCGCUGAUCAAAAUCGAAAUGCAGCAAUGCUUGAAAGACAUGGAGGAGUUGAAGUUUUGAACAAAGACAAUCUAGACAAUCCAGAUCUCCUUCAAAAAACAAUCAAAAAAGUGUUGAAUAAUCCAAAUUAUAAAAAGAAUGCUGAAAAUUUGGCUGAAAAAUUGAAUAAUCUUCCAACAAAUCCACGUGAAGUUCUAGUAAAACAUGUUGAAUUUGCAGCAAAAUUUGGAAAAUUGCCAAGUUUAGAUAAUUAUGGAAGACAUUUAUCAAUUAUUCAAUAUUAUCUUAUUGAUAUUUUUGCUAUUAUUUUUGGGAUUUUAUUGAUUGUUUUGUAUAUUUUUUAUAGAAUUUUUAGAUUUGUUUUCAGCAAAUUUUUCUGUAAAAAUUCCAUUUCCAAAGCAAAAAAUGACUAGGAAAAGGUUUUCAAUAAAUAUAUUUUUGUUUAUGUAAUCCCGAGCGCCCUUGGCGCAAGUGUAAACCGCAAGCUUCCGCGUAGCGGCACUGUCUUCCGCGUAGCGGCCGGACCUAAGCCUGCAAGCCUAUCCCGAGCACCCUUGGUGCGAGUGUAAACCGCAAGGUUCCGCGAAGCGGCCACGUCCAAGCCUAAGCCUAUCUCGAGCGCCCUUGGCGCGAGUGUAGACCGCAAGCUUCCGCGUAGCGGCCGGACCUAAGAUUGUAAGCCUAUCCCGAGCACCCUUGACGCUAGCUUAAACCGCAAGCUUCCGCGAAGCGGCCGGACCUGAAAGCCCAGAAGUCCACCUCGAGCACCCUUGGUGCGAGUGUAGACCGCAAGCUUCCGCGUAGCGGCCACGUCUAAGCAUGAAAGCGAUUCCAAAUCAAAAAAAGUUUAUAUUUACUGAAUAACUGUUGGAUUUCUCGACGGAAAAAUCGAGCCUUCUGACACAUUUUUAUAGUUAACUAUAAUAUAACUUGCAGUGCAUAUAAAAAUUUGAUAAUAAUGUGUAUUACAAAUAUAAAAUGAGACAUAUUCUUUGGUGGAUUUUUGAAAAUUUGCGAAAUUUGAAUGUAGAUAAAUAAUAGCAAUAAUUCGUAAAUUAUUGCAAAUAAUACUUGGAAUAUUUUGCAUAAUAAUUGAUAUUUCAUAAGAUCUUCUUCUUUCUGGUAACAAAUUUUUGUUCUGAUUUAUAUGAAUGAUUAAAAUUAAAUGAAUUAAAAUUGAUAAUAUUGGUAAAACUAUAUCAAUAACAUGAAAAAUAAUUUGAUAUGGAGUUAAGAAUCCAAGAAACUUUGAGCAUUUUACAGUUUCUUGAGUUAUUAUUGUGCUCAGAAAACUGCAAUAUUGCUCAGGACAACUUGUAAGUUGAAUUAUGAAUUGAAUAAAAACAAAAAUAUUUGUUAUAGUUAUUAGGAAUGUUAAAUUCCUGCCUUUCAAAUAUUUUUGAAACUUGAAAUCGAGGAUUACGAAAAGUCUUUGGAGUGCGAUUAGAAAUGUGAAAAUUGGAGAAGGCGCAGGUUUCAGCGGCUGCGGAGAAUAUUGCGAUAAGCAAUAAGAAUAAGCUGAAAAAUUUUUUUUUUGAAAUUAAAAAAAAAAAGUUGAGCGCCUUGCAAACUUACAACAACAAAAAAUUCGAAAAAAAUAACAAAAUCAUUCCAACAAGUAGAAUCAUAGCUCGAAAAGCGGAGAUCAGGAAAAUUUGUCGAUUCAAUUUGUAGAUCAAGGUUUUCUUCUCUCUUUCAGUGUUUAAUUUGAAAAUAAAAGCGAAGCAAAUGAAAAAUAUUAGAUAAAUAAAGUUUGGAAUAUUUGAAAAAAGUUUUUGCGAAAAUGAUAUUUCCAUUUUUUUUGUUUUUGAAAAUGGAGAAAAAAACAAAAAAAAAAUUUUUUUUGGCUGAAAUUGGAUAUAAUUAUGUGACAUUUAAAGAUGAAAUUAGCGGUUUUCAUUGUCUGACUUUUUUUUCGCCCUUAAAGGACCGGGAACUUUGCAAAACUUCAACAGAAAUUUCAAACGAUGCUCCGGGUUUACACUUUACAGUUAUUGGCGGGGAAUUUCAAAACAUUCAAAAUUUCACCAAAAAAAAUCAGAAAUUUUAAAUUCACAACGUUGCUCCGCGUUGACGCCGAAAAAUAAUUUGAAAAUUUUGAAUUUUCGCCUACGAUGCUCCUGGUUUACACUUUACAGUUACUGGCGGGGAAUUCAAAAUUUUCGAAAAAAAAUCAGAAAUUUCAAAUUAACAACGAUGCUCCGCGUUGACACCGCAAAAUAAUUUGAAAUUUUUGAAUUUUUGCCUACGAUGCUCCGGGUUUACACUUUACAGUUAUUGACGGGGAAUUCAAGAAUUUUCAAAAAUAAUUUGAAAAUUUCGAAAUUUUUUAAAUUUUUAAUUUCAAAAAACGCUCACGUGUCCUAUAUUUUUUCCCGAAACACCAAAAAAAAUAAAAAAAUCGGUAUUUUGAAUUUUCCGCGUCAUGAUGACAACAUCAAAUUCUGUUUCAAAAAGUAGCCGAAAAAAUAAGAGGAGAAGCAGAAGAAAUAGUGACGCCUCAUCUUUGGUAUCAUUGCCAGAUUAUCGUGUUGAAGAGGACAAAUAUGGGAGAUUGGUGAGUGAAAAAAAGAAAAAAGUUGUGCAUCGGGUGGGGGUCGAACCCGGGUUGCAUGAAAGCUGGACGAGCGCGUAGACUUCCGCGUAGCGGCCACGUCUAAGCCUGAAAGCCUAUCUCGAGCGCCUUUAGCGCGAGUGUAGAUCGCAAGCUUCGCGCAGCGGCACUGCCUUCCGCGUAGCGGCCACGUCCAAGCCUGAAAGCCUAUCUUGAGCGCCCUUGGCGCGAGUGUAAACCGCAAGCUUCCGCGUAGCGGCCACGUCUAAGCCUGUAAGCCUAUCUCGAGCGUCCUUGGCGCGAGUGUAUACCGCAAGCUUCCGCGAAGCGGCCGGAUCUGAGCCUGCAAGCCUAUCUCGAGCGCGCUUGGCGCGAGUGUAGACCGCAAGCUUCCGCGAAGCGGCACUGUCUUCCGCGUAGCCAUGCGGCUGUUUUUUCUCACGCUAGAAAUCUCAUAUAUAAAAUGCGUUCAGGUGAACAAGGAGCGCAACUUGGUUUGGCCUGCACUAAAUCCAGGCGACACAAUCUCAAUGCCAGAUGAAACUGAAACCGAGUUCUCCCAACUAUCAACAUCAUCGAAUUGUUUCGAAGCCGAUGCAUUUAUUGGCGGCGUUACAAAAUCAAAUGCCGAAAAUCGCAUCGGACAUCGUAGCUUUGUGAUUUAUUAUCGUAUGCCUGAUGAUGGAACAAUCCCAUUUUCAAUGCCGCUGAUGUUGGUCUAUCGUUCGAGCAGCGGAGCUUUCUAUCAUUUUGCGAUUAAUCAGAAAAAACAAUUUGAUAAGUGUGGAAAAGUUGGGCGAAUGACUUAUAAAGUUGAAUGUGGAGAUACACUUGAUGUAGGUUUUUUGUUUUUUUUUAUUCAAAAAAAAAAAAAAAAAAAAAAAAAAAAAAAUUUUUUUGCCCCCCGCUGGGGAUCGAACCCGAGCUCUCACAGGUGGUGGGAGAAAGUUGGAAAAAUUGGUGCAUUUUUGGCCAAUUUUUGAUCAAAUCACUGUUUUGGCCAGAUUUUGGUCAAAAAAUGGUCAGAAUUUGGCCAAAAAUGGUCAAAAUUCACGAUUCGACCGAAUUUUGGUCAAUUUUUGACCAGAAAACGAAUUGGUGCAUUUUUGGUCAAAAAUUGGUCAAGCUCCCACCACUUUGGCUAAAAACUGAAAUUCAGAUUUUUAGAAAAAUUGUACUCUGGCCAGACAAAAAAAAAAUUUGCCCCCGGUGGGGAUCGAACCCGGGCCUUGGAAACCCUAAGCAGCCGCGUAAACCACUCUACCAAAUAAGAAUUCUUUCAGUUUCUCUCAAUGGAAUCUUUGAUUCGUCACUACGACACUUUUGUCUAUCACGAUGUUUCAACUGGUUCGAUGGAAACUUUUCCGGUUGGAUCGAAAGAUGGAUGUGUUUAUGAUGUUUAUAAGUGAGAAAUAAAACUUUUGUAGAUCAAAAUCCAGGAUUUUCGGCCCCCAAAACAUCGCAUUUUUAGAAAGAAACAGUGUUUUUCCACAUUUAGUAUGAUCAAAGUGCAUUUCGUGACCAUUUGUGCUCCAAAUAUUUGCUCAGCGAUAAAAAAUCACUGUUUUUUGCCGUUUGUCCAUUUUUGCCCAUCUGGGGCUGUUUUUGUUUACAAACUGAAGAAGAUCAGCAUCAAAACUAUUUUUGGAGAGAGCCAGAUUUUUUUUUUUUGAGAAACCAGGAAGCUCAUCACAAUCUGGAACUUUUUGUUUAUUUAUUUAUUUGGAAAAUUUUAUUUUAUUAAAUAAAAUAAAAUAAAUAAACAAUUAAAAAUGAGGAAAAUCAAGUUUUAAGCUUAGCCUAAUAAAUUUAUCAUUGCAAAUGAUCUGAAAACAUUUGACAAUUAGUAUAUAAAUAUAAUUAGUAGAUGGUUAUAAUAAGAAAUAAAUGCAAAAGAUUUUCCUAAUUCUACUAGUUUUUGUUGUUUUAUUUGCGGAGGCUAAGCCCACGAAAUCGAGGAGAAAGGUUAGAAAAUUUUUUAAAAAAUUAAAAAAAAAAUUGUGCGCCGGGUGGGGGUCGAACCCGUGCGCUGCGAUUGUGAGGCACGCGUGUUCGCCACUCGGCUAGCUGGUGGUUUUUUAACGAGGGGGAAAAUUGUCAUAAAAGCAUCGGCGAAAAAAUCCUCCGAUCUUUCCAGCGCGGACCUCAAUGUGGACUUCCAACAUUCAUCGAAGAUCUUCCCAGCGAUGCUCAAGAUCGGCUCAAUGAAAUCUGGGAGGAAUAUCAGGAGGGCGAUGAUUGUGAAGAGGAACAAGCAAAAACACGUGAACUUGUCGGAGGUCUUCUCAAAGAAGUUCAAGAGAAUCUCGAAAACGUCUCGAAACUUCCAUUUUUACGUGGUAUUCCGAAGCGAACUUUGCGGAAGUUUAUCUCGAUUUUCAAGGAUAAAUCAAUCCCAUUUUCUGAGAAAUUAGAGAGAAUUGAAGAAUUGGCAGAGCGGGAGCUGACUGGUGAUAAUUUGCGGAAAUUCAAGGAAUAUAAGAAGAAAAAAGAUCGAGAGGCGAAAAAGUUUAGCGAACGGGAAGAGGAAUUGUCGCCGAAUGCGAAAGCGGCGCAUGAGAAGAUUGAGAAGUUGCAGAAGCGGAAAUUUGAGAUUUUGGCGAAAUUGACGGCGGCUGAGAAACAGGAACUUCUGGAUUUGUGGGAAUUUCGACCGAGAUCUUCUAAAUCUUGA